UGAAGACAGAAAGUGGAGGAAGAGCUCGUCCUAGUAUCACCAUGUUUCAGGCUGUUUGGAGGAAUCCAAAUCAAAUGUAGUACACAGAGAGAAAAUUUAGGCCUGAGCAGUGCUGGCUCCUCCCUCAGCAGCCCAGUCAGCCUCAUAAGCAGGACCCAAGUGCUUCCUGGAGCAGCUCACAUUCUUGUGCUCUUCAUCUGCUCUCUCACAACCCUUCUGCACCAGACAUGGCGACUUUUCUGGAGCUCAGCACCAAAGCCAAGAUGCCCAUUAUAGGCCUGGGGACCUGGGAGUCUGCCCCAGGCAAGGUCAAAGAAGCUGUGAAGGCAGCCAUUGAUGCAGGGUAUCGCCACUUUGACUGUGCUUACACCUAUCAGAAUGAGAAUGAGGUGGGCGAAGCCAUCCAAGAGAAGAUCCAAGAGAAGGCUGUGAAGCGGGAGGACCUCUUCAUUGUUAGCAAGUUGUGGUCCACAUGCUUUGAGAGAAGCCUGGCAAAGGAAGCCUUCCAGAAGACCCUGAAUGACCUGAAACUGGACUACCUGGACUUGUACCUCAUUCACUGGCCCCAGGGAUUUCAGCCGGGAAAGGAUAUUUUCCCCAAAGACGAGAAAGGCAAUAUAAUCCUCAGUAAAACAACAUUCUUGGAUGCUUGGGAGGUCAUGGAGGAGCUGGUGGAUGAAGGUUUGGUGAAAGCCAUUGGCAUCUCCAAUUUCAACCACUUUCAAAUCGAAAAGCUCUUGAACAAGCCAGGGCUGAAAUAUAAACCAGUCACUAACCAGGUGGAGUGUCACCCAUACCUCACCCAGGAGAAACUGAUCCAGUACUGCCACUCCAAGGGCAUCACUGUCACUGCCUACAGCCCUCUGGGCUCCCCAAAUAGACCAUGGGCCAAGCCAGAGGACCCUUCACUGCUGGAAGAUCCCAAGAUUAAGGAGAUCGCUCAGAGGCACAAAAAAACCACUGCCCAAGUUCUGAUCCGGUUCCAUAUCCAGAGGAAUGUAGCAGUGAUCCCCAAGUCUGUGACUCCAGCACGUAUUGUUGAGAACUUUCAGGUCUUUGACUUCAAGCUAAGCGAUGCAGAGAUGACGACCAUCCUCAGCUUCAACAGAAACUGGAGGGUUGCUUCUUUCAGGGACUUUGAAAAUACGGAGGAGUACCCUUUCCUUGCGGAAUACUGA
Molecule: messenger RNA, 1178 nt
Organism: Octodon degus (degu)
Lineage: Eukaryota; Metazoa; Chordata; Mammalia; Rodentia; Octodontidae
Product: aldose reductase-related protein 2
Exons: 11
Coding region: 228-1178 (316 amino acids)
Cellular component (GO): mitochondrion; cytosol
Molecular function (GO): aldose reductase (NADPH) activity
Source: RefSeq, a predicted model, not a curated record